Molecule: messenger RNA, 8061 nt
Organism: Euleptes europaea (tarantolino)
Lineage: Eukaryota; Metazoa; Chordata; Lepidosauria; Squamata; Sphaerodactylidae
Gene: ATR
Product: ATR serine/threonine kinase
Exons: 47
Coding region: 28-8022 (2664 amino acids)
Biological process (GO): DNA damage checkpoint signaling; telomere maintenance; protein phosphorylation
Cellular component (GO): nucleus
Molecular function (GO): protein serine/threonine kinase activity; protein binding
Source: RefSeq, a predicted model, not a curated record
GGCCUAGAGAGGGCGCGGGUAGCCGGAAUGGCAGACCAGGGGCUGGAGAUGGCCUCUGUGAUUCCAGCCCUCAGGGAGCUGGGCAGUGCUAGUCCAGAGGAAUAUAAUACUGUUGUACAGAAACCAAGACAAAUACUCUGUCAGUUCAUUGACCGGAUACUUAUGGAUGUAGAUGUUGUGGCUCUGGAACUUGUUAAGAAAACGGAAUCUCAGCCUAGUUCUGUAAUGUUGCUUGAUUUUAUUCUUCACAUCAUGAAAUCGUCCCCACUUAUAUUUAUCAACCUAACUGGAACUUAUCAGCAAAGUGAAGUAGAGUCUAACUGUAUUGAAUUUACCAAUUGGAUCAUAGCAAGGCUUUUGAGAAUUGCUGCCAGUCCAAACUGCCUCACUUUACAUGAGAACAUCUGUAAUGUCAUUUGUUCUCUACUGUCUCUUUUCAAAGUCAAGAACUGUGUCUUGUUUGACCUGCUGACAAGAGAACUGCUACUUCUUCUUCAAGAUCUGAUUUUACUCCAUGAAAGAAAUGUGGCUGUUCACCUCCAAGGGGAUUUAUUGAGCUGGCCUGUUGUUGUGGACAGAUUUUCAAGCAAUGGCAAAAUACAUCCGGGCUACUUAAGUUCCGUCCCGCUACAGCUGAUGGGCAUGAGCAAUGUGGAAUGCUUGGAAGUUACCCUGAUAAAAAUUAUUACCAAUAUAGCUUCUAAUGUGUUUUUUAGACGGCAGGACAUAACCCUUUGGGGAAUAGGAUGCUCUCUGUUGGAGUAUGGUAGUCCAAAAACCAAAGUGCUGGGCAUGACUUUUAUAACAGAACUUGUCCAACUAGGAGGGCCUCCUGAACAACUAGCUAGCAAUUUCUUCUCUGUACUUUUUGGAAUGUUGCAGUCCAUUCAUGAAGUGGAUGCUGCACAGCUGGAGCUAUAUGAAGAACCGCUGUUAAUGUUAGUGAGGGCUCUGUUUCCUUUUGAAGCCCAUGUCCAUAGGAGCAUUGAACCCAUCUUUCUAAACAUAUUACUCGAGAAGCUCCAUCUGAUUUUUGAAGCUGAUGCGCUGAGGCUUCUUCCUUCUGAGAAGGUGAAAGGAACGUUAUGUCACAUACUGCAGUAUUUCCUGAAGUUUGUACCAGCCGGAUAUGAAUCUGCUGUUCCAGUUAGAAGGGCCCGAAUUAACAGCAUCUGCAGCUUUUUCAUUGCUGCAAUUGGAAGUCAGACAGAAGAAGAGUAUCUACUGAGUCCACUUUACGCUGCCUUGAAGACUGAAGCAGCCGAGAUCAUCCAGGAGCUUCACUGUAGUGAUCAUCCAGAGACUUCUGAUGCUGAUGGAUGGAACAGCAGUAGUAGUGAUGAAAUUCCAGGGAAAAGGAUACGACUAAGCCUGGCCUUAAAGCAUCCUAAAAAGUUUCCUACAUCAGCAGAGCCUACCCCUGUGAAUAUGAACACGAAGAGCAUGCUGUGGAGUGCUACUAGCGAGAAAGCUGAAUCUCUGUUGUCUCGCCUGGAACAAGACAUUCUGACAGAAAAACUUCUACAAACCAUAGAGGGAAUUGCUUUAAUAGUGCGACUGGCUGCUCUGUGUGCGGUACAUGCUACACAAAAUUCCAACAGUACAGGUCACCAAGUCAGCCAUCUGUAUAAUUCACACAAUCAUAAAUAUAAUGCUGGUUUGCCUUCGAAAUCAGGAGAGCCUAUACAGUUAAUGUGGCUUUCUUCUGAGUUCAUCCUGAGAGUACUUAAAGUCUGUUGGAAGCUGUUGGAGCCCACUUCACAGAUAACUGAUCUAGAGCAAGUGAUUCAAAGAGUGGUGAAGGUCAUCGAUGCCUUACUUUAUAUGCAAGUAAAUGUCCACCUUAAUGAUGAAAUUAUUGGGAACUUGUUUGGAAUGCUGUGUUUGCCAUGGGUUUCCAACCAUUCUGAUGACCCUUCAAUCCACCUGCCUACAGUUAAUAUGAACCUUCUGGCUUUGAGCCAACAUGCUGGAAGGUGCUUUUUACCUGAAACUCAGUCAUACUGUGUCUUUCUGCUUUCUUUGAUUCCAAGAAAAUUGUGUCUGAAGUGGAGAAAUUGUGUGUAUCAACAUGCAUUACGGAGUCCCCAUGAAAUUAUCAGAGCUAACUGUAUUAAAGGAUUUCCUGUCCUGAUGAACCAGUCAGGUGUAAAAUCCUGUGCUACGUUGCCUGCUUAUCUUUUAGAGCAAAUAAAGGAUGAAUCUCUGUUAGUCCAGAAAGCUUAUGGCAGUGUCAUCGGAACAUUAGCUUGCGGUCUUUCUGGUAGCUUCAAUUUAAGACCUCCUCUAAACGAACCCAACAUCCAGCCCAAAAGUUGUGACAUCCUCUGCAGCAGCCUUGUUGCUACUUGUUCUCAUGAGGAAACUUGUGCUGUGAAAGCUUCCGUUUUCAAGCCAUUUCUAAGACUUCUGGAACACAAGGUACCCAGUCCAGUAAAGCUUGUUUUAGUAGAGAACCUCUCUCUCCUUUGUAAACACCUGAACUUUCAAGAAGAUGAACUGAAUGUUAAAGCUGUAAUUGGAGCUUUUUUAAACCUAAUGGAAGAUCCAGACAAAGAUGUAAGAGUGGCUUUUAGUAGCCAUAUCAAGCACUUAUUGGGUUCUUCAGAGACUGAGGAAGGCUUCAUAAAAGAGCUCUUCGUUUCCAAAAUGAAAGAGGCCUAUACAAAUGCCAAGAUGUCAAGAAACAGUGAACUGAAGGAUACGCUGAUUCUCACAACGGGCGAUAUUGGAAGGGCAGCAAAAGGGGAUUUGGUGCCCUUUGCACUCCUACACUUGUUGCAUUGCUUGUUGUCCAAGUCACCAUCUGUGGCUGGAGCAGCAUAUACAGAAAUCAGGGCUUUGGCUGCUGCCAGAUCGAUAAAGCCGCAAGCAUUUUUCAGCCAGUACAAGAAAUCCAUCUGUCAGUUUUUAGUGGAAUCUCUGCACUCCAGCCAGAUGGCAAUGCUUUCCAACACUCCCAUUCAAAGCAAUGAAAUGCAGAAACAAGAGAGUGCUCAUCAGAGGGAGGUAGCCCUGGAUACAUUAUCUGAAAUUGCCAAUGUUUUUGAUUUCCCAGAUCUCAAUCGUUUUCUCAGUCGGAUUCUCCAAGUUCUGUUGCCUGACCUUGCUGCCAAGGCCAGUCCUGCAGCCUCUGUGAUCAUCCGAACAAUAUCAAAACAGCUAAAUGUAAACCGCAGAGAGAUCCUCAUCAACAACUUCAAGUACAUCUUCUCUCAUUUAGUCUGCUUCUGUACUAAAGAUGAGCUGGAGCGAGCACUACAUUAUCUCAAGAACGAAACAGAUAUAGAACUGGGAAGUCUAUUGAGGCAGGACUAUCAGGGAUUGCAUAAUGAAUUAUUGCUACGUAUAGGAGAACAUUAUCAACAGGUCUUCAAUGGCUUAUCAAUACUGGCUUCAUUUGCAUCUAAUGAUGACCCAUAUCAGGGACCCAAGGAUAUAACAUCCCCUGAAUUAAUGGCUGGUUAUCUACAACCAAAACUGCUGGGCAUCUUGGCUUUCUUCAACAUGCAGCUGUUAAGUUCCAGUAUUGGUAUCGAAGAUAAAAAGAUGGCUUUAAACAGUUUGAUGGCUUUAAUGAAGCUUAUGGGUCCCAAGCAUAUAAGUGCAGUGAGAGUAAAGAUGAUGACUACCCUCCGGACGGGGCUGAGAUACAAGGAUGACUUCCCAGAGUUGUGCUGCAAGGCUUGGGACUGCUUUGUUCGCUCCUUGGACCAGGCUCAUCUUGGCUCCCUUCUCAGCCAUGUGAUAGUAGCUCUCUUGCCUCUCAUAAACGUUCAGCCUAAAGAAACUGCAGCAGUCUUCCGUUUUCUUAUAGUAGAGAACAGAGACGCAGUGCAGGACUUUCUACAUGAAAUAUAUUUUCUACCUGAACAUCCUAUACUCAGAGAAAUUCAAAUAGUGCUUCAGGAAUACAGAAAGGAAACUUCGAAAAGUGCAGACUUGCAGGCAGCACUGCAGCUGUCCAUGAGAGCCAUUCAGCAUGAGAAUGUAGAUGUUCGGAUCCAUGCUCUUACCAGUCUGAAGGAAACGUUAUAUAAAAACCAAGAGUCACUGAUAAAAUAUGCAACAGCCAGUGAAACUGUUGAGCCAGUUAUAUCUCAGCUGGUGACUGUCCUCCUAAUAGGCUGCCAGGAUGUAAACUCUCAAGCACGGCUGCUUUGUGGGGAAUGCUUAGGUGAACUGGGAGCUGUAGAUCCAGGCCGGCUGGACUUUUCUACAAGGGAUGACCAAGGGAAAGGCCCGAGGUUUGUGACGGGCGUUGAAGAUCCAUAUUUUGCCUAUGGAUUGUUAAUGGAGUUGACAAGAGCCUUCUUGGCUUAUGCUGACAAUGUUCGGGCUCAAGAUUCUGCAUCAUAUGCUAUUCAGGAGUUGCUAUCUAUUUAUGAUUGUAGAGAGACAGCCACUGACUGCCCAGGUUCCAAACUUUGGAAAAUGUUUCCUGAUCAUGUUCAGGAAAUACUAGAACCACAUUUACAUACACGAUACAAAAGUUAUCAAAAGGUUGUUAACUGGUCCAAGGUGAAGAAACCGAUUUAUUUAAGUAAACUAGGCAAAAACUUUGCAGAAUGGUCAGCAACCUGGGCUGGUUACCUUAUAACCAAGGUGCGAUAUGAUCUUGCCAGUAAAGUUUUCAACUGCUGUGGUAUUAUGAUGAAGAAUGACUUCAAAGUGACCAUUUAUCUUCUUCCACAUAUUCUUGUUUAUGUCCUUUUGGGAUGCAAUCAGGAGGAUCAGCAAGAAAUUUAUGGAGAAAUCAUGGCUGUUCUGAAAAAUGACGACACCGGUGCAAGGCGAUGUGAGGACAGUGCCUCGGAUCUGAGUCAUUUAAGCACCCAGACAAUAUUCUCCAUGCUUGAUCAUCUAACACAGUGGGCUAGAUAUAAAUUCCAAAAACUUAGUGCUGCAAAAGCUGCUAAUAAAUCAAGUAAAGACAGCGCGGAGUUGCAAGCACCAAAUGAAGAAUAUGGAGAAUAUCAAAGCGUAGUCCGCUUUCUUGACCUCAUACCUCAGGACACACUAGCUGCGGCUUCCUUUCGCUCCAAAGCAUACACAAGAGCAGUGAUGCACUUUGAAUCAUUCAUCAUGGAAAAGAAACAAAACAUUCUAGAACACCUUGGAUUUUUGCAGAAAUUGUAUGCUGCCAUGCAUGAGCCAGAUGGAGUGGAAGGAGUAAGUGCAAUACGGAAGGCAGACCCAUCGCUCAAGGAACAGAUCCUUGAACAUGAAAGCAUUGGCUUGCUGAGAGAUGCAACAGCUUGCUAUGACAGAGCAAUUCAGCUGGAGCCUGACCAGAUUAUUCAUUAUCAUGGUGUGGUAAAGUCCAUGUUAGGUCUUGGUCAAUUGUCUACUGUAAUCACUCAAGUGAAUGGAGUCCUUGCUAAGAGACCUGAAUGGACACUCGAAUUAAACACCUACAGAGUGGAGGCAGCCUGGAAACUGGCUCAGUGGGAUUCACUGGAAAACUACUUAGCUGCAGAUGGGAAUUCUAACACAUGGAGUGUUAGGCUUGGGCAGUUGUUGCUAUCAGCCAAAAAGAAAAACGCUGCCACUUUUUAUGAAACUUUGAAAUUUGUUCGAGCAGAGCAGAUAGUUCCUCUUUCAGCAGCCAGUUUUGAAAGAGGGUCAUAUCAGCGGGGUUAUGAAUACAUUAUCAGGUUACACAUGCUGUGUGAGCUGGAGCACAGCAUUGCAUCAAUGCUUCAGCAACCUGAUGGAGACUACAGUCAAGAUUCUCUGAACUGGCAUGCUCGGCUAGAAAUGACACAAAAUUCAUACAGAGCGAAAGAACCCAUCUUGGCUCUUAGAAGAGCUUUGCUUAGCCUCACUAAAAGAGUGGAUUAUAGUGAGGAGAUGGGAGAAUGUUGGCUUCAAAGUGCCCGAGUUGCUCGAAAAGCUGGUCAUCAUCAAACAGCAUAUAAUGCCCUCCUUAAUGCUGGGAAAUCCAAGUUGUCAGAAUUGUAUGUGGAGAGAGCAAAGUGGUUGUGGUCCAAGGGUGAGGCUCAUCAGGGCCUUAUCAUUCUUCAGAAAGGAGUUGAAUUAUGUUUUCCGGAUAAUCAAGUACCAUCCGAUGCUAAAAGUAAGCUCAUCCAUGGGGAAGCCCUGCUACUGGUGGGCAGGUUUAUGGAAGAAACUGCCAACUUCGAGAGUAAUGCUGUCAUGAAAAAAUAUAAGGAUGUCACUACUUGCUUGCCAGAGUGGGAAAAUGGACACUUCUAUCUUGCUAAAUAUUAUGAUAAACUGAUGCCAACAGUAACUGAAAAUAAGAUGGAAAAACAAGGAGAGCUGAUUAAAUAUAUAGUUAUUCAUUUUGGAAGGUCUCUGCGUUUUGGAAACCAAUUUAUCUAUCAGUCAAUGCCCAGAAUGUUAUCUUUGUGGCUUGACUUUGGAGCAAAAGCAUAUGAAUGUGAGAAAGCUGGUCGUCACGAUCGUGCACAAAUGAAAACUGACUUGGCUAAAAUUAACAAGGUGAUUACAGAACACACACAGCUUUUGGCUCCUUACCAGUUUUUGACAGCGUUCUCCCAACUGAUCUCCCGAAUCUGCCACUCCCACAGUGAAGUCUUUGUUGUUCUUAUGGCAAUCAUUGCCAAAGUUUUUGUAGCCUAUCCUCAACAAGCAAUGUGGAUGAUGACCGCUGUGUCUAAGUCCUCUUAUCCAAUGCGUAUGAACAGAUGCAAAGAAAUCUUAAACAACGCUAUUCAUAUGAAGCCAUCUCUGGGAAAAUUUAUUGAGGAUGCAGCUCGCCUGACAGAUAAGCUCCUAGAGCUAUGUAACAAAUCGGUUGAUGACAACACCUCCACACUGAGCAUGGGUGUUCAUUUCAAGAGUUUGAAGAAGUUGGUAGAACAGCAGACUUUUAGCGAGAUCCUUAUUCCUUUGCAGUCGGUAAUGAUACCUACUCUCCCUUCAGUUCCUGGCACACACUCCAGUCAUGACCCUUUUCCUGGAGGCUGGGCUUAUAUUGCUGGCUUUGGAGAUACGGUUGAAAUCCUUGCAUCUCUUCAGAAGCCUAAGAAGAUCACUUUAAAAGGUUCAGAUGGGAAAUCCUAUAUCAUGAUGUGCAAACCAAAGGAUGACCUAAGAAAGGACUGUCGACUCAUGGAGUUCAACUCCUUGAUAAAUAAGUGUUUGAGAAAGGAUGCAGAGUCACGUAGACGAGAACUCCACAUCCGGACCUAUGCUGUUAUUCCCCUGAAUGAGGAAUGUGGGAUAAUUGAAUGGGUGAAUAAUACAGCUGGCUUGCGAAAUAUCCUGAUCAAACUGUACAAGGAGAAAGGUAUUUAUAUGACUGGAAAGGAGCUACGUCAGUGUAUAAUUCCAAAGACUGCACCUUUACAUGAAAAGUUGAAAGUUUUCAAAGAGACUCUACUUCCCCGGCACCCUCCAAUUUUUCACGAAUGGUUUCUGAGAACAUUCCCUGAUCCUACUUCCUGGUACAGCAGCAGAUCUGCCUAUUGUCGUUCUACCGCAGUGAUGUCGAUGGUUGGGUACAUACUGGGCCUUGGGGACCGUCAUGGAGAAAAUAUUCUGUUUGAUUCCCUAACCGGUGAAUGUGUGCACGUGGAUUUCAACUGUUUGUUUAAUAAGGGGGAAACUUUUGAUUUUCCGGAGAUUGUUCCAUUUCGCCUUACUCAUAACAUGGUCAAUGGGAUGGGUCCAAUGGGGACAGAAGGCCUCUUCCGAAGGGCUUGUGAAGUUAUAAUGAGACUCAUGCGUGAUCAGAGAGAACCACUAAUGAGUGUUUUGAAGACUUUUCUCCAUGAUCCUCUGGUAGAGUGGAGUAAACCAGUGAAAGGCAAUACAAAAGCCCAAGUGAAUGAAACCGGAGAAAUUGUCAAUGAAAAGGCCAAGACCCAUGUACUGGAUAUAGAUCAACGACUGCAGGGUGUGAUUAAAAACAGGAAUAGGGUAAAAGGCCUGCCUUUAUCGAUUGAAGGGCACGUUCACCAUCUCAUUCAAGAUGCAACUGAUGAAAAUUUGCUGUGCCAGAUGUAUCUUGGCUGGGCUCCAUACAUGUAAAAUGCUGCCGUUUACAAGUGAUCCUUUAACAGUUUUGUA